Cladophialophora psammophila CBS 110553 is the source of this 1686-nucleotide messenger RNA. RefSeq lists its product as uncharacterized. The record is from RefSeq and is a predicted model, not a curated record. Bases 1 to 1686 code for a protein of 561 amino acids. The transcript has 5 exons. Gene Ontology annotation, molecular function: CoA-ligase activity. Lineage: Eukaryota; Fungi; Ascomycota; Eurotiomycetes; Chaetothyriales; Herpotrichiellaceae.
AUGGUGCUGUUUAAGUCUUUCCAUCCGCGGGUAGAAGUCCCCGAAGACAUCACGACGUGGCAAUGGGUUUUUGAGACGAAAGAAUUCUCCCCACUGUACAAGACGCCCCGAGAGCCGCUGGCUGGGUACGUCAAUGCAGUCACCAAAGAACGCUUGGAUUGGGCUGCCGUCAAGACCACAGCCACUCAGCUGAGCACGGCUCUGGUCAAAGAAUAUGGCUUUCAGCCCGGCGAGACCAUUUCCUUGUUCAGUACCAACACCAUUUGGUACCCGGUUGCUAUGUGGGCUACUAUCCGAGCAGGAGGAAGAGUCAAUGGCGCAUCUCCUGCCUACAAUGUUGAGGAGAUGACUUAUGCCCUGAAGAUCGCCAAGUCCAGGUUCCUAAUAACUCUGCCAACAUCCCUGGACGUGGCAUUGGCGGCAGCUCGAAAUGUCGGCAUCCCCCGCCACCACGUCUUCCUGCUGGAAGGCAAGGCGGACGGUUGCAUUAGUAUUCAAGAUCUCAUGAAGCGCGGUGAGAAGUACACUCCCGAUCCGCCCUACCAGAUACCGCGGGGCAAGACGAACAAGGAUAUCUGUGGGUAUUUGAAUUUCAGCAGCGGAACGACGGGAUUGCCAAAGGCUGUUAUGCUCUCACACCACAAUAUCAUUGCUCAGUGCCACCAACUCAGACAAAUCCAAGCUCCUGGGCGGUACAAGAUCCUUGCUGUCAUGCCGCUGUUCCACAUCACUGGCCUAGUGAGAUUCUGCACCUACCCGAUCUUCAUGAAUGGUGACAGUGUGAUGCUCCCUUCCUUCACCAUGGAAUCCAUGCUCCGCGCAAUCUGCGAGUUUCAAAUUCAAGAACUCAUUCUGGUCCCGCCAAUCAUCAUCCGCCUUGUCCGCGACAAGAUUGUUGACGACUUUGAUCUCCGCCACGUCAAUCGUUGGUCAUCCGGCUCCGCACCCAUCUCGCCUGAGAUAAUAGCCUUGCUGCAGAAAAAGUUCCCUUGGACGGGCUUUCGUCAGGGCUACGGAGCUACGGAGUCGACAUGUUGUAUUUCAGCGCAUCCGCCUUCGCAUUAUGAUUACAAGUACGCGACUACGGGAGGCCUGUUGGUCGCGAACACCGAAGCAAAGGUGAUUGAUCUGACGACCGGCAAAGAACUUGGUGUGGGCGAGACGGGGGAGAUUCUUGCCAGAGGACCUCAGAUCGCAAUGGGGUACCUGGACAAUCCGGCGGCUUCAGCGGAGACAUUUGACAAAGAUGGGUUCUUCCACACGGGGGACGUGGGGCAUUUUGACGCCGAGGGAUUGAUUCACAUUGAAGACCGGAUCAAGGAGAUGAUCAAAGUCAAGGGCUUACAGGUGCCGCCGGCGGAGCUAGAGGAUCUGCUUCUCGGCCACCCCGAGGUCGAGGACUGCGCGGUGCUAGGUACCCCCGACGAGUAUUCCGGCGAGCGACCCAAGGCGUACGUCGUUGUGAAGGACGGCGUCCAAGAGAGCGCCGAGGUCGCGAGGCGGCUGUUGAAGUUCGUCAAGGAGAGGAAGGUACGGUACAAGUGGAUCGUCGAGAUCGAGUUCACGCACCAGGUGCCCAAGAGUCCGACGGGCAAGCUUCUCCGCCGCAUCCUGAAGGUCAAGGAUAAAGAAGGCAAGGAUCGGGGGUUGAGGGUGAGGGACGAGCCGGAGAGGGCAAGGCUAUGA